GAAAAGCAGCAGCAGCAGGGAAAUCGUGUGGGCAGCAGCCAGUCGUUCAGCCACCCAGUCGCCCAGUCAGCCAGCCAGUUGGUCAGUCAGCCAGCUUGAAUCAGUUGCGACAGUUGAAUUAUGAAAACGUAUACAAAACUGGCUCGUUUUCGCCGCAGCAGCAGCAGCAGUCAAUUCGCCGCCUGAGAGCGAAGGAAAAAUUGUGUGUCCUUUGGUGUCGACGUGUCGCAGCGAAAAGGUAAAACUGCCGUUGGUGCGUUGCAUUCUUCACCUGCUGAAUAAUUGAGCCAGUGCAGCCGUAGCCAGAGGAAUCCUGGCCAGACGAGAGUGGACGAGUGGGUCGCGGGCGUGUGAAUAAUUGAUUGGGUAACCGUAAACAAAUCGAAUCGAGGGGAAUCGAAGCGGAGCGAAUCGAAUCCAUCGACACGGAAUCGCGGCGUAUGUCAGUCCAGUGCCAAGGCUGAGUCGAGUCCUUUUCCUUCUCCCCCAGCGAAAGGAGCUGCCGUUAUCGAUUUCUGUGUAUGUGUUUGUGUCAGCAACAACACAGCGGACCCCUCACCCACACACACGCAGCACAGCGCCAGCAGAAGGAUAUUCUUGUGGCAGCAGGAUCUGCAGCAGCAACUCAGACAGCAGCAACUGCAACAUCUGCAGCAGCAGCAACAUCUGCAACAACAACCGCAGCAACCUCAAGACAGACACCGCUCUAGACAGACAUAAUGGCGAGUGGCGGGGACCCCAAGUGGCAGAAGGAUGCCGCCGACCAGAACUUCGACUACAUGUUCAAGCUGCUCAUCAUCGGCAACUCCAGCGUGGGCAAGACCAGCUUCCUCUUCCGCUACGCCGACGAUAGCUUCACAUCCGCCUUCGUCUCCACGGUGGGCAUCGACUUCAAGGUGAAGACCGUCUUUCGGCACGACAAGCGCGUUAAGCUCCAGAUCUGGGACACGGCUGGCCAGGAGCGGUACCGCACCAUCACCACAGCCUACUACCGUGGAGCGAUGGGCUUCAUCCUGAUGUACGACGUUACCAACGAGGACAGUUUCAACUCGGUGCAGGAUUGGGUAACACAGAUCAAAACCUAUUCGUGGGACAACGCCCAGGUGAUCCUGGUGGGCAACAAGUGCGACAUGGAGGACCAGCGGGUGAUCAGCUUCGAACGUGGUCGCCAGUUGGCCGAUCAACUGGGUGUGGAGUUCUUCGAGACGUCCGCCAAGGAGAACGUGAACGUCAAGGCUGUUUUCGAGCGCCUGGUGGACAUCAUCUGCGACAAGAUGUCCGAGAGCCUGGACGCGGAUCCGACGUUAGUGGGUGGCGGCCAGAAGGGCCAGCGGCUGACGGAUCAGCCGCAGGGCACGCCCAAUGCCAACUGCAACUGUUAGAGGCCCGGUUGGGGAUCCCGACCCGAGGACAGGAUUGGAAGACAGCACCACAGAGAAACCACAUCCGCAACAGCCAUAGACAACAGAAUUUGAAAACUAGCUAAUUAGUCAGCAUUGAACAGGGGAUUGCAGCUAAUCCUUCAGUAAGCCGACGACGACGGUUCGGAUACCGAUGAGGAGAUAAUGAUGAUGAUAUGGGCAUGCACCACCCCCUUGGGGGGCUUUGUUUGUAUCGAUAUUUGUAUGUAUAUCCUUUGCGUUCGCUCGCCUCAGUGUAAAUGUCAAAUGUUAUUUAAUCCGAUGUUUGAAUUGUAAUUUGUAAUUUGUAACUUGUAAUUUGUAAUUGGUAAUUCGUAACCUGUAACCUGUAAUUUAAUUGGCUGGCCGCGGCGUGGCAAAAACAUUUGUUGAGCGUGUGUGAAUAUUGAGUUGAAUGACCAUUCAAGUUGAUAGAUCAAGAUCGAGAUCGAGGACGAGACAUUGAAAAAGAGCAAAGAAUUUAACGAAAGUCCGAUUCGGCACUAAUUAAGCGUGCACCCCGAGUGCUGAUUACAGUCAUUUGAUUUGAUUUGACCCCCAUCCGGGGGGGUCAAGAGAUCAGGAGGUCAGUCAGCACGAGUAUUUCGAACCGUUCUCCACAUCCACAUGUAAAUACGCUGGCUAAACUGUACAGUUUGAGAUGCUUGACGAAACGCACAAAGCUAGCGAAUCGGUGAAAUCGAACAGAAAACUAACUAUUUAGAACACCCUACCCACACACCCAUGUAUAUGUAUGGAUACACAACGGAACACUGACUAACACACACGCAAAGAGCACUGAGAACACACAAACACACCGGAAACGGAUAUAGUUAUACCCGGCUUGGAGCAUUCUAGCAAACACAAACAAAGCGGCCGAGUGGCAGGCCGUUAUUAUUAAAUAUUAUGAUUAUUAUUAUUAUGUACGUAUGUAUUUAUGUAGUGAAAUGGAAAAUUUUAAUGUGUUGCAAUGAUAAAGAAAUAUAUACAACAAAUAUACAUGUAUCGCAUAGAGAGUACUACCCAGACGCAGAGUUGCAUAGGUAAUCGCAGUUUUCUGUUUCCCGGAAACCCCCUACGAACACCUUCCGAGGGCCAGAGUGACAAUAACCCGCAGGAGAUCAGAUCCAGAAGCCCCCUAUCCCAAAGCCCCUUAAUGUCAGGCCACCCAGCUCGACUUUCACCGCCCACUUUUUGAUUUCCCCCUCGAGACUGUUGCGAACUGAAUCCGGAUUGCGAGUUACUUGAACCCACCGAGCCAGCUGAGAGAUCGGUGCAUUUAAUUUGCCAGAACCCCCACCCCGAACACCCCUUUUAUAAGCACUCACCACCCACUUUUCUACCUGUGUACCGCAGGGUAUACGAGCACUAUACAAGGCUUUCCUUUGUUAAACGCUUUAAGGACACACAAAACACAACAGAACAAACCGCUGCCGUGACUAAAUUCGAACGAAAUUUGCAAGCGGGGACUAGGACUUUGACUUUGGGGUCUAAAACUGCUGAAUCUGAAUAUGUAACUGAGAAAAUAUUAUAUUAUAUGUAUUUGCCAAUGCUCGUUAAUGUUAAAUAUGUGUACAAGCAGAGUUUCACUUGAAUUACGGUUAAAUUAAAGGCAUAUCGCUGUAUUAUAAAUACCCAAAACGAAAUACGACAAAACGAAAAGGAAAACCCAACCUGCAGCCAGGAAAAUUCACACAAAAUGCACAACGAGUUGCCAAGUGCCAGAGAGGAAAAGUGGGGAAGGAAACUGGGAUUUGGGCUCCGCCAUAUGGUAUUUGAGAUUCGGAAAGGAAAAGGGAGGUCAUGAUUCUAUACGAAAAUGCCUUAUACCAGUCCUUUUGGCAUUCGAACUGUUUUGUAAAAUAAUUAAUCAUACAACUUGCAUAGCCACUCCUUCAAGUAUUCGUCUUUGUAUUCUCGCGUGGAUUCGCUUUUAGUCAAGCCCCAAUUAAAUAAUCCAAUCCUAAACUAAAACUAAAAAUAUAAAUAUAACGACAACUAAAACCAAACUAGACCGGAGUAAAAUCAAAGCAAAUAAAACCAAUGUAAACGAGUAACAAUUGUUGAUGAAUACGUGCAUAGGCAUAACGCAAAUAGCAUUUUUGCGCUACAUUGUUGUCAUUUAAACCCAUACUUAGCAUAUUGAUUAUUGCAUUGUGUACUCGGCUAAACCAAAUGUUUGUAAACCCUAUGAAAACAAUUCCAAUUCCGGACACACAAUGGCAUUAUUUGUAUUCCAUUUGAAUUGCAAGCAGAGAAAUCCAACUGGACAACGUGUGCCAGAACGUCGAAAGUAACAUAAUUCAAUAUAUUAUAUUAUUCAAUGAUGGUUUUUAGACACUAACACGCAUCUGCAUACCCGUACUUAUGAGGAUAAUAACAUAGAUAUACAGAUACACACAUAUAUACAUAAUAUACACAUAAUGGUAUUGAAAUUAUUGUAUUCCCAUAAUAAAAUAUAUGCAAAAGGUGUAUGGUAAAACAAAGAA
Molecule: messenger RNA, 3889 nt
Organism: Drosophila biarmipes
Lineage: Eukaryota; Metazoa; Arthropoda; Insecta; Diptera; Drosophilidae
Gene: Rab3
Product: ras-related protein Rab-3
Exons: 5
Coding region: 720-1382 (220 amino acids)
Biological process (GO): protein secretion; regulation of exocytosis; protein localization to plasma membrane
Cellular component (GO): plasma membrane; synaptic vesicle; endosome
Molecular function (GO): GTPase activity; GTP binding
Source: RefSeq, a predicted model, not a curated record